AUGGAAUUCACAGCAAGGAAUGGAAGUAACAAGACCUAUUCUCAACAUUGCGGAUUGGCAGCUCAGAUCUUACCUUGUCUGACUGGCAUCAUUGCCCUGGUUGGGCUGGCGGGAAACAGCGUUGUGCUCUGGCUGCUGGGCGUCCGCAUGCGCAGGAACGCCUUCUCCGUCUACAUCCUCAACCUGGCCGUGGCUGACUUUAUCUACCUCUGCUUCUUGAUGAUAGAAUCCAUGGAUAUAUUCCUUGAACUCUUCUGGUAUUUCUUCAACAUCUCUGAAGUCAUCAUCUAUGUGUUGGUUUUUUCCUACCUUGCAGGGCUGAGCAUGCUGAGCGCCAUCAGCGCCGAGCGCUGCGUGUCCGCCCUGUGGCCCAUCUGGUACCGCUGCCACCGCCCGAGACGCACGUCAGCUGUUGUGUGUGGCCUGCUCUGGGCCCUGGCCCUGCUGAUGAGCACCGUGAAUGAAUUGUGUGGAUUUCUAUAUGAUUUUGACUAUACUGUGUGUCUGACAUCUAGAUUCAUCGUAGGUAUAUGGCUGACUGUUUUGCUUGUGGUUCUCUGUGGCUCCAGCCUGACCCUGCUCCUCAGAUUCCUAUGUGGUUCCGGGCGGAUGCGGAUGACCAGGCUGUAUGUGACCAUCCUGCUCACAGUGCUGGUCUUCCUCCUCUGUGCCCUGCCCUUGGGCAUUGCCUUUGUCAUAUAUUUAUUUAUUCCCUAUGAUGUUCAAGUAGAUUGUUAUUUACUUGUAGUUUCCAUGUUCCUGACGUCUGUCAACAGCAGCGCCAACCCCGUCAUUUACUUCUUUGCGGGCUCCUUUAGGCAGCGGCGGCAGCAAGGGCGGCAGACCCUGCGGCAGGUUCUCCAGCGGGCUCUGCAGGACACCCCUGAGGUGGAUGAACCUGGGGGCAGCCUUCCUCAGGGACCCCUGGAGCUGUCGGAAAGCUGAUAGGCCAGGGAGGAGCAGCCUCUGCCCUGGGCAGUCACACGUGACUCAGACAGCAGCACGGUCUGGCAGGCUUCGCCUUUGCAUGCAUUUCUCUCAACCUUGUGUCUCUGAAAUGCCUCAGGAAUUCCCCAGUG
Messenger RNA from Microcebus murinus (gray mouse lemur), 1079 nucleotides. RefSeq names its product mas-related G-protein coupled receptor member X1. Gene Ontology annotation, cellular component: plasma membrane. NCBI's taxonomy places the organism in Eukaryota, Metazoa, Chordata, Mammalia, Primates, Cheirogaleidae. Gene Ontology annotation, biological process: G protein-coupled receptor signaling pathway. The record is from RefSeq and is a predicted model, not a curated record. Gene Ontology annotation, molecular function: G protein-coupled receptor activity.